AUGCAGACCUUCAACAUUCUUUUCAUCACUCUUGCUACUACAAUAGCUGGAGUGACUUCUUCCAGCUGCACUCCCUUUCCUGCCUCAAUGACUCCGUUCUCUUAUGGCUUCAAGGAGCCCAAGCCGCCUGCCAUCAAGCCAGAGUACCAAGCUCACUUCGUACAGCACAAGUGGAAUGGUGAACUGUCACAUAUCACAGCUGGCUUCAUCCAAAACUCCCCAUCCAAGGGCUUUGUACGCGCCGAUGAAGCGUUUGAUGGUGUUCUCGCAUCUUCAACCUUUGACUACUCCAAUGUCACUAAGUCGGGCUUGGUUGACAACACCCUGACUACCUAUGAUCCUAAGAAGUCUAAGCCAAGUGUUUGGAGAGGAUAUGUGAACUCAAACUAUCCCAUUCUCAAUAAGACGGUCUUGAUUGACAAUGGAGCUGUCUUUGAGGGAUUUGUCCAGAGGGAUUUCACCCCGACUCCUGUUGCAGCAUGGAGCAUCAUGUACCAAAACGCAGUUCCUGUUACAGUCUUUGUCAACGAGUGUGGAGUUAUUGUUGGUUACGAUUACUUUGCGCCAGAGCUUCGUACCCGGGUCAUCAUGGAGUUCUUCAACAUUCAGGCCAAACAGACUGUUGUGUAA
This is a messenger RNA of Fusarium verticillioides 7600, 630 nucleotides long. RefSeq lists its product as hypothetical. Bases 1 to 630 code for a protein of 209 amino acids. NCBI's taxonomy places the organism in Eukaryota, Fungi, Ascomycota, Sordariomycetes, Hypocreales, Nectriaceae. The transcript has 3 exons. The record is from RefSeq and is a predicted model, not a curated record.